This is a messenger RNA of Zingiber officinale, 3897 nucleotides long. RefSeq names its product transcription initiation factor TFIID subunit 4b-like. Gene Ontology annotation, biological process: transcription initiation at RNA polymerase II promoter. Gene Ontology annotation, molecular function: DNA binding; RNA polymerase II general transcription initiation factor activity; protein heterodimerization activity. The record is from RefSeq and is a predicted model, not a curated record. Bases 882 to 3731 code for a protein of 949 amino acids. NCBI's taxonomy places the organism in Eukaryota, Viridiplantae, Streptophyta, Magnoliopsida, Zingiberales, Zingiberaceae. The transcript is spliced from 16 exons. Gene Ontology annotation, cellular component: transcription factor TFIID complex.
GCUUUCCUCCUCUCCGGAACCGGCUGCGAACGUAGUCGGCUUUCCCGACCGGCGAUCGAAACCAUUCUCAAUCCCGGCUUCGGCCCUAGGUCAUUUACCUAAUUUCAUCCGCACCCACCCCCGUUUUAUUCCAGGAUCGGAGAUUCCCCGCCGUCAUUUCGCCCCGCCGAUUCGUCCUCUCCCUACUCCUCAUUCCAGUUCCAACUCUCGCUAGGUUCCCGCAAGGAAGCAACCUUCUCCCAUCGGGCUGCAGCAACCCAGUUUCCUGACGCUGUUUCCUCGCUUUCUCUUAAUCGAUGCACGCAUCCGAUAAAUUUCUUGAGUUCGUAGAGGCUCUUCUCAAGUUCCCCAAGCGCUGACUGGAGUUAUCGGUGCCUUUAGAUUGCAGUAAUUUCCCGCUUCAUUAUUGUAGGACAAUUCACCCCUCCCCUCUUGCCGGCCACCAAGGGACCAACACCUAUGUUGCUAAACAUUGUCUCUAGAAAUUCCAUUUACUAAAACUCACCUUCCAUAGUGUUCAUUAUCAUUAAGGAAACAUCCAUUUGCAACAUAUUCACCCUGCCUAGCCUGCAGGACAUUGCAUCAUUGCAAGUAGCAUUAUCUGGUUCAUAUUCUUUAACUGAAUUUGAGAUUUAAUUUUGUUGCUUUCAUAGUACUAUUUGAUAGUUACUGAGAAGCUAUCUUCUGGAUUUCUCGUCAACCUGUCCUAGCUUCAGUCCAGUAAAAACGCUUAUUUUUACCUCUCAAUUAAUAUUGUCUCAUUGAACUUACUUUUCAAGAAGAAAAAGAUUGGAUCAGUUAAUGCGCUAAUUGUGCCUCCUCCCUUUAAGCAUCUUGUGCUUUGUAAAGUUUCUGCCUGUCACCAGCCAAACCUUCCUGUCAUGGGUCCUACGAUCAUGAAGCUUCUUGAAGAGGAUGAGGAUGAGAGCAUGCACUCCGGUGCUGAUGUUGAGGCCUUGUUGGCAGCAUUGAACUGUGAUAUUGGCGAUGAUCCGGCUGUGGUUGCUCCACCCUUGGAUCCUGAUGCAAGUGUGUUGAUGCAAGCAAGUAGUUCAGCAUCUGAACAAGUAAUUAGACAGUGGAAAACACCCAGUGAAGUAGGAGAUGACCAGAUUGGACAAAAUGAACAAAACCAACCUUUACAAUCAUUGGAGCAGCAUUCGUCUGGGGGAGAAUUGGUUCAGAGAAGUUCUAUUCAACCUCGAGUGGAGCAGCUCAAUCAUCUAUCGAAACAAGAUCAGAUGACUUUUCAGCAAGAGAUCACGCAUUCAAAUAACUGUCAGCAACAGUCAGAAGCUAAUUCAGUUAAACCUGUGGACAAGGGACCUGAGCAAAGUAAUAUACCAGUCUUGGAUACAAUUGCAGACACAAUGUUGGAUGUUGCCCAGCUUUCUGAGAAGCAGCCGCAGCAGCACAUUGUCCAGCAGUCAAACAGUCAACAAACCCCUAACAUAGCAAAUGCAGCUGCUCAGCCUUCUGAGAGGCAACAACACAUAAUGCAGCAGUCAAAUAGCCGACAAACACUCACUUCUAGUCAAUCAAACAUGGCAUUAAGAACUACUAAAACUGCUUCGUCCAUACCUUUCCACAUGCUGAUUCAAAUUUUAGAACCUCACCUUGACAAUGACAGAUCCAUGCAGCUGCAUUCGAUUUUUAACAAACUCAGGGUAUACAAUUCUAAUAAUGAAGUCAGCAAAGAGGACUUUUUGAGAGUGAUAAGGAAUAUAGUUAGUGAUCAGACGCUUAGACAGGCUGCUCAAAAGGCACAAAUGCAGCAGCUUCAGGCGCAGGCUUCUCAGAACACACAGUCAAAUACAAAUCUAUUUUCAUUACCAGCUCAAGCUUCUUCUCAGCAAGUUUCUCGUGGUGGUACACAGCAGAUAUCUGGAGCUCAAUCAUUUCCAGCACUCCACUCCUUACCAUCUCAGAAUGUUAUAGUCCCUGCAUCUUCUCCUGGUCAACCUCAUGUUCCUGCUUUGCACCCUAACACAGGUCCUCGAGAAGUUGGGAUUGGAUCAAAUGGGAAGGGCCCCCAUCUUGUGCAAAAUUAUUCUAACAGUAUGAAUAUGUCCAGUUCUGAAAGGGAUGGAUUGAUGGGUUCAACACAAUCAAUUAACAGGCAACAGAAGUUGCAAUCAUCUAUUUCAGUGUCCGGUAGCACUAAUAGUUAUAAUACCCAUGCCUAUCCUAGGCCAUCUAUGAACUCCUCGACUUCUUUCAGAGCCAAUCUAGAGUCGCAUCCAAGACCAGUUUCACAUACUCAGGGACUUGUUUCAACGCUAAUAAGACCAACUCAGCCCAUGAAUACAAUGAGAAUGCCUGCAUAUCAACAAAGUUCUAAUAGUGAAGCCAAGAGACCGCAAACUGAUUCCUUGGCAAACCAUUCAACCUCCCUACCUAACCUAAUUGCUUGGCAGAUGUCAGCAAAAAGUAGUAGUGGAUUACAGUCAACUUCUUAUGUCAAUCAAGAGGUGGUUGAUCAAUCAUCUGAACCUCCUAAGGUUCAGUUUUCAUCUUCAGAGACCACUUCAUUUGGUACAUCACAUUUUAACCAAGGGAAUUCAGCAUUUGGUUCAAGUAUGGUGAUAACAAAUCAGGUUUCAGGCUCAGUACCUAGCCAAGCAGAUCAGAAUACACAGCAGGUGACUUCUGCAACUGUACCCCCGCCUGGAUCAACGACAAAAUCUCCAUUAAAGAAACCAUCUGCUGGGCAGAAGAAACCUUUGGAUGCACUAGGCUCAUCUCCGCUGAUGUCCAGCAAGAAGCAGAAAACUGCUGGCACUUCUCUUGAUCAAAGCAUUGAGCAGCUAAAUGAUGUCACUGUUGUUAGUGGAGUUAAUUUAAGGGAAGAGGAGGAGCAGCUGUUAUCGGGCCCAAAAGAAGACAGCCGAGCUUCAGAAGCAACUCGAAGAUUUGUACAAGAAGAAGAAGACAGGUUAAUAUUGCAGAAGGCCCCCCUUCAAAAAAAGAUAUCAGAUAUCAUGUUGAAAUGUGGUUUGAAGAUUAUUGGUGGUGACGUAGAGCGUUGUCUAUCAAUGUGCGUCGAGGAGCAUUUGAAGGGGUUGAUAUCUUAUCUGAUAAGACUGUCAAAACAGAGAGUCGAUAUUGAAAAGUCUAGGCAUCGAUUUGUCAUCACAUCAGAUGUUCGACGCCAGAUUUUUUCAAUGAAUCAGAAAGCUAAGGAAGAGUACAAAACAAAGCAGGUUGAAGGGACUGAAAAACAUAGGAACGUAACUGAUAUGGACGGAAAUACAGAAGUUGAUGCAGAAAAGGACAAAGAGGAUGGUCGUUCUAAAGCCGUUAAGGCUAACAAAGAAGAAGAUGAUAAACUAAGAACAACAGCUGCUAAUGUGGCAGCUCGAGCCGCUGUUGGCGGAGAUGAUAUGCUUUCAAAGUGGCAACUCAUGGCUGAGCGAGCUCGUCAAAAACGUGAAGGUUUUGAUGGGGCGUCUGCUUCCCAGCUAGGUAAAAGUGCAAGCAGUAAAUCUUCACUGAACUUGGGAAUAGGUUCGAGAGAAAUACACGAAUCUGAAAAGAAAGACUCUUCCAUGCCAACAUCUGGUGGUGUGAGGAGAUUUGGGAGGAAUGGCACCCUGGCACAUCCAAAAAUUGCACGCAAUAUCUCUGUUAAAGAUGUGAUUGCAGCCCUUGAGAAGGAACCACAGAUGUCCAAAUCAUCUUUGAUUUAUCGCCUGUAUGAGAAAUCAUCCGGCGAUUCUCCAGCAGCUUAGACUAGGGUGAAGUUUAUGUUUGAUGAAUUUUCAUGUAUAUUCUUUGAGUUUCAGAUGUUUCUACAAGUAAUUGUAGUUGUUUCGGCUAUCAAACUCUCCCUCGAAGAGCUAUUCUGCACUCAAAAUUUUAGCUAAAUGUUGUGUUACUGACUAAACUCUGUGACUA